CUCCAAGCCUCUGUGCUUUUGCACUUCCUUCAAUUUGAUAUUCUGAUUUUACAUUUGCAACCCAAAGAAAAUAAAACAAUAAAAAUAAAUUUACAAUAUUUCCUUGCACCACAAUGUCCACUUCUAAAAAGAUGGCAGCUACAAUGGCUAUUGUGAUUUUUUCCAUAUUCCUCAAGAAAACCUCUGCAGAUCCUGACCUGCUUCAAGAUGUUUGUGUUGCAGAUCUCAACUCAACUGAGAAGGUAAAUGGAUUUCCCUGCAAGAAGAGUUUCACAGAAGCUGAUUUCUCCUCAUUGGCCCUAGCCAAUCCUGGUUCCACCAACACCACAAUGGGGUCAGUGGUCACAGCCGCAAACGUUGAAAAAGUCCCGGGACUUAACACACUCGGCAUAUCUCUGUCUCGUAUCGACAUUGCUUCGGGCGGAAUAAACCCACCCCACACGCACCCACGCGCCACCGAGAUGAUAUACGUGACGGAUGGCGAAUUGGACGUCGGGUUCAUAACCACGGCCAAUGUGUUGGUUUCCAAGCACGUAACAAAGGGCGAAGUCUUUGUUUUCCCUAAAGGACUUGUGCAUUUUCAAAAGAACAACGGGAAAGUUCCUGCUGCCGUCAUCUCCGCCUUCAACAGUCAGUUUCCGGGCACUCAGUCUAUUGGGCCAGCCUUGUUUGCCGCCACCCCCGAUGUCCCGAAUCACGUCUUGACAAAGACAUUCCAAAUUGGGAGCAAGGCAAUUAAGAAGAUCAAGUCUAGGCUAGCACCCAAGAAGAAGUAGGCAUAUACAUAUUUUUUUUACUUAUUGUGACUAGCUAAGUGUGAUGCCAAUUUUAGCUACCAAGGUCGUAACGUUAAGUCCGGGCAAAUUCUAUGUGGUGGCGCACUAAUCCAUAAAUGGCGUCAGCUUCACAAGUUUUAAAAUUUUUUUACA
This is a messenger RNA of Ipomoea nil (Japanese morning glory), 929 nucleotides long. Its product is annotated as nectarin-1-like. The transcript has 2 exons. The record is from RefSeq and is a predicted model, not a curated record. NCBI's taxonomy places the organism in Eukaryota, Viridiplantae, Streptophyta, Magnoliopsida, Solanales, Convolvulaceae. The coding region runs from base 114 to 776 and encodes 220 amino acids. Gene Ontology annotation, biological process: regulation of root development; plasmodesmata-mediated intercellular transport. Gene Ontology annotation, cellular component: plasmodesma; cell wall. Gene Ontology annotation, molecular function: manganese ion binding.